CCGUCUCCCUGCUCACUUUCUCUCGCCCGUCUGAAGAUUUAACACAGCGCAGAGCGAAGCUGGCGGCCACAGUCGUGCCCUGGAUUGUAACAGAGAAAGAGCGCAAGCCCUCCUGCAGCCUGCAAGCCCACCACCAUGGACGUCAAACUGAUGGCACUGCUGGCUCUGCUGGCCGUGGCCACACAUGUUCCGACCUCCAACGCAAAGCCCAUCAGUCUGGUUGAGCGCUGCUGGUGUCGAUCCACUCUCAACACGGUUCCCCAGCGCUCCAUCAAAGAGCUCAAGUUUCUCCACACGCCCAACUGCCCCUUCCAAGUCAUUGCAAAGCUGAAGAGCAACAGGGAAGUUUGCAUCAACCCUGAGACCAAAUGGCUGCAGCAGUACUUAAAGAAUGCCAUUAACAAGGUGAAGAAAUCUAGAAGACGCGCUAAUAAGAUCAACUAAAACACAAAGGGAGUCCUGUAUGUCAUCCAGCCUGGUAUUCCCAGGCUGAACCUCUGUACCUCCCUGUCACUGCUAUGGAUGUAUGCACACACGCUGUAUGUACCCGUCCAACUCUCUGGACAGCUUGCAGAAGCUGCACUCCAUCCCCAGCACCAUCCACCGAUCCCUCGGGACGUCCAGUUGUUUCACAUUCACCUUAUCCGGCAACAAAUCUUAGCACCAAGUGCAAUCUCACCUUGACGGACACAUGUUGAUGUCAAAAAUAUGUGCUGAGUACAGAGUGAAUGGCAUGGGAGAGUGUGUGUGUGUGUGUGUGUUUGAAUGUUGCAUACAUGAACUCUGAUUGUGUGCCUGUAUAUAAUAUUUUCUUGCUUCACACAGCUAUAGAGGAACAAUUCUACCUUUCUGUCUCGUGCAAGGCUUUGUGAGUAAUGCCACCAUCAUUUCAAGUCAGAUUAAUUUUUAAUAAAAGCUGCUGACUGAGGAAAAAACAUUCACAUUCACACAGCUUCCUUGGAAAAAUUGCUGUGGGGACUUUGUUGCCAGUUCCUGCCCUUUUAUAUCAAAAAAUGUGGUUUGGAAAAAUGCAGACGUGUCAAAUUUGAAAACAUCAAAAGAAAUGUUUCCACAUCAAAUUGAUAUCAUAUCCUUCUGCUCAGAAUGAUAUGAUUUAUUAUUCUAGUUUUAAUAUAUUCAUUACUCAAAGAAGAAUUUUGGAUGUAGGCUUUCCACACAUAAAUGUAGAAGGCUUGUUGUGAUUUGAAGUGAAAGUGGCAUUACUCUGAGAGUGAAGGCUCAUGGGAUAUAUUCAGGGGCUGGCAAUUGGGGGAAACCAUCCACAAGCUUUUGUUAACUGUAACACGCAGAGCUCGCUAGCACAGGUCUAGUUGAUUUUGAGCUUGAUGCAGGAAUAGAGAGGAAGCUCACAGAAACUACUAAAAAGCACACACUGAUCCAAUGGUGCUAUAUGUUCAGUUUAAGGAGUCAGAGCCAUUGACAUAACUGUGUUUUUAGUGAUGAUUUUAUGCAAGAUGGGAUGUCGAGACCCUCGGUGUCUUAAAUAGAAUGCGAUAUGUUUUGAAAUAAAGGCUCAAAGGACUGUUGUUGGAAGUGAAAAAUGAAAAUGAAGCCGAUUCUAAGCUGACGUUAAGGCCACACUGUACUGAUAAAGACUGUAAAGAAAUAAAA
This is a messenger RNA of Pundamilia nyererei, 1632 nucleotides long. RefSeq names its product chemokine (C-X-C motif) ligand 12b (stromal cell-derived factor 1) (gene cxcl12b). NCBI's taxonomy places the organism in Eukaryota, Metazoa, Chordata, Actinopteri, Cichliformes, Cichlidae. Bases 136 to 444 code for a protein of 102 amino acids. Gene Ontology annotation, biological process: defense response; chemotaxis; immune response. The transcript has 4 exons. Gene Ontology annotation, molecular function: chemokine activity. Gene Ontology annotation, cellular component: extracellular region. The record is from RefSeq and is a predicted model, not a curated record.